Messenger RNA from Caretta caretta (loggerhead turtle), 1771 nucleotides. It is a transcript of the gene MTERF4, whose product is annotated as mitochondrial transcription termination factor 4. Lineage: Eukaryota; Metazoa; Chordata; Testudines; Cheloniidae. Gene Ontology annotation, cellular component: mitochondrion. Gene Ontology annotation, molecular function: double-stranded DNA binding. Gene Ontology annotation, biological process: mitochondrial ribosome assembly; mitochondrial transcription; regulation of DNA-templated transcription. The record is from RefSeq and is a predicted model, not a curated record.
GUGGGUCCAUUGCCAAUGCGAUCUCAGCGCAGCCCCUCACACCCCGUGUUCCCCGGCCCGCUGUUGAUCGAGCUUGGCGGGCCUGUUCACCCCGUCCCGUCCCUGUGGGGCAGCAGAGCUGCGGAAACGGGCCAGCUUCUAGGGAGCCGAGCGAAGGCCCAGGGCUGUAGCACAGGACGCCUCCAGUCCGGCGCGCACGGGGGAGCUGCCGCCGAAGGAGGCCUGUGUGGCCCUGCGGCAGAGGCGGGGAAGCCGCUGCCGCAGGGAGUGUGGCCCGGGACUGCGGAACGCGCCGCUUCCAGUUUCCAGGCGGGUUGCGGGCUGCAUCUGCCCUGCGACAUGCACAGCAGCAGCCUGGGCCCGAUACGGUGGUUACCGAGUCACGCGGCCUGGGUCCUGUGGGGAUGCAGGCUGGUCCCCAGCACCCAUCCCCCUGUUACAAGACAGUCAUGGUUGUGUGCCUCUCCAUCUGCUGGAUUGCCUGCCUCUUUCUGCCCUCUGUUAAGUAGUGGGUGUAGACUGGCAUCUGUAGCCUCAUCAGAAUGGAGUGGUGGGAGUUUGUCCCCUGCUGGUUGGGAGCAGGACAGCAAUGAGCCAGAACCGAGUAGAAAGCUCCUGGAAGCUGUCCGUCUGUCCCUGGCGGCACAGCAGAGACAAGCUGAUAUAGGGAGCUCGGAGCUGGGGAAGAUGUUGGAUUCAUUCUCUGACAUGGGAUUCAGUAAUGCCCAGAUAAUGGAGCUGUUCGGGUUGCAGCCCAAGCUGGCUCCUCAGACACGGCUGGCAUUGGUUUCCGAGCUCCUCCUGUUGGGCUUGGAUGCUGACUCCACACUGAGGGCCUUGCAGAAGAGCCCUGAGGUGCUAAGGAUGACGGCCCAGCAACUGAGGCAUCGUGCAGACUACCUGCGGAGACUGGACCUCGGAGAAGAGAACCUGCAGCAAGUGAUGAGCCACUGCCCCAGAAUCUUCACCUUGUCCUGGAAGAAAAUAGAUGCAGUGGUGCGGGUGUUCAAGGAGAAGUGUAUUUUCACAGCAGAUCAGGUGACGGAGAUUCUGCAUCGCUACUCCAAUGUCCUAUUGGAGGAACCGCAUGACCUGGAGUACAAAUUCCAGUACGUGCACUUCAGAAUGGGAGUAAAGCACAAAGCAGUGGUGAAAUCUGGUCUCUUCCGAACUCCAAUAGCUGAGGUCAAGAACCGGCAUAUCUUCUUAGAGCGCCUGGGGCUUUAUCAAACCCCUGACAAGAAAGGCCAGACCCAGAUCGUCAACCCGAAACUGAAGGAAAUCGUCGGCGUUUCGGAAAGGGACUUCCUGGCCAAGAUAGCCCACUCCUCCCUGGAGGAGUUUGAGGUCUUUAAGAAGCUGCUGGCUCGGGAGGAGGGGGAGGGGGAGGGGGAUCAGGAUAUAGCCUCUGAAGAGACAGACUCAGCCAGCGAAAGGGAAGGGAAAAGGUCUGACAGCGAAGAAGGAAACUGAACUCUUAUCCUCAAGCUUCAGUAAGGGCUUGGCCAAAGAGUCAUUGGUGGAAACCAGCUGCUGGGGUUACCACACAUCUUGGCUGCUCCUAGACAUUCCCUUCUGACCUGUGUGUUUAAUGGUGUUGCCAUGACAUCACUAGUUUGGAAACAUUCACUGGAAACAGGUCCCUGGGGCCACAGCCUGAAACUUGACUGCUGCCUGGGGGCCGACAGUCCUGUCCCUGUUUUCCUCAUUGAGCUGAGGCCUUUGUUCCAGGUGGCUGUGUAAAACCAAUAAAGCUCAGACCCUUCAGGAA